AUGGCAUGGUCGAUGAGUCAAAUAAUUUCGUCAGACUCAUUCGUGACUACGUAAGUUCGCGACGCCACCGAGUGUUGUUCCAUACGAGAUAGCCGUCAGGGGGCGCCACCAAAGCGAACCGUUUCUUCGGCCGAGUAGAACAUCUAUAUAAUAACAAUAUUAUGUGUCCUUAAUCUCUAGCCGUCGCAGGUGCGGCUCCUAUAUAAUAUUAUACGUUCGUCGUUUAUUACGCGUAACGGGCUUAUUAGCACCUGACGCUCAUGAUUUGACCGUAUCAUUGCUGCGCGCAAUUCGGUUGCGAUUACCGGACACCCGCGUGCGUAUCCCGCAGGUGAAAAUUAAUAUUAGAUACCCGACUGUAAAACCACGACGGCGAUGCGGUAGCCGAGUAAUCGUAGAGCAAGUCUGCGGCCGUGGUGUGGCGAGAUCUUUCGUGUUAAAAUCGUGACAAACGACCGAUUAUCAUCGUUAUUAUUAUUAUUGCUACAAGGGACAAAUCGUUUCACUUUCGCCCCCAACCGAAAUUUGGCGACCGCGGCUUUUGUUUUCCGGGCCGCGGGUGGCGGAGAGAAAGUGCGUUUUUAUUGCAGACAAAUUAUUUACACAAUGAACGUCCUUUUGUCACACAAACACACGAUGCACGUUCGCUUUCUACAAGCGUAGGUAUAAACCGACGAUAAACACGAAUAAAAUGUGAUAUCCUUCUAUGUAUACCACACCACAUGGCACAUAUUUAUACAUAUAUAUGUACACACAAGUAGCAGUUAGUAAAACAGUAUAACAAUAUAGGCUGCAAUAAAUCUUUGCAAUAUCAUUGUUGUUGUUUGAUUUAGAAAUGUGUCCGGCCUUAAGUUGUCCACCUUUCUAAAAAUGUAUUUUACCAUAGCUCCAUAGGCGCAAAUAGUCUAAAUAUUUUGGGGCGAGAGCCUAACAUCCCGUAAUAUUGAUUAAUAUAGGUACCUAUAUUUAUUAUUUGCUCGAUAAGAACUUGAUUUGGAGGGGCUAAUCCCACCUGAUCCCUCCCCUAUACGGGUCAAUGUAUGUCUCCAUAAAGGAUAGCUUAUUAUCCUUAACAGCACGUUGGAACAUUAGAAGUGACGUUUUUUUGAUAUAGGUACCAAAAUGCAUAUCAAAAAUUGAUCUACCAAACGCAUUAGUCCCCUAAUACCCUAUCAAUGCAUCAAUUUAGAAAAAAUUUAAUACCGUAAAUAUUGAUAUGAUGUUAAUAAUCGAAGCAUUAUUUGUAUUAAAAAAAUAUUGUGAAAAUAAUAAAAUUCGUGAACGCUUAAUGGGUAGCUAGCUAACUAAUAAUAAUAUUUCAAUUUUUCAAUUUAUGAAAUACUAUAAAUUAUUAUAUUUCUUUAAUAUAUAUAUAUAUAUCUUUGAAGUGACGUAGGUAAAAUGAACGUUACUUUGAAAACGCUAUUGAAGUCUUACUAAUAUAAUAAUUAUACAGACGAGUGCAUCGGUUUAGAAGUUAAAUAUUAUCGUCAUCGUUCUCACACACCGGUUUAAUUUUUUGUUCUCAAAAAUUCGACGCCGUGAAAUUUGCAGCGGUCGCGACGUCGUGUGGUUUCGAUAAUAAACGGAUCGUUACCAACGCGGUGGCGGAAGAAUACGGUUGUUGUUUUUUUUAAUGACAAAAAAAACGACCAGCUGCGGACUAUACUGUGAAAAAAAAAAAUAUCUCGCGUUUAAUUCACCAAUAAAACACUGAUCACCCGAAGUGGUAUUGCCCGAAGCAGUAUAUAUUAUAUUAUACUGACGCUGUUGCUGCUGUUAUACUGCAAUCUAUUGUUUAUUUCUUUCUUUCACAAUCAGUUUCGUUUGGAGUUUUGUGCCGGAAAAAAAACGUUCUCGUGUCGUGAUUUUUCCACAAUUUCGGCAUAAAAAAAAGACCCCGCGGAGACACCACCCUCCGGUAAUGCGGUGUAAAACUACGCGGGGCCAAACGGCGCGAAAUAAAAUAAAGAGAUUUGCGCACGUCUGAUUGAUCCGAAUCGCGCGCGCAUAUUAUUUUAUCGGUCCGAGAACGGGAUGCGUGAUAUUAUUAUAUACGGCGGCGAGGGGUUUUUUUUCUCGCUCGCUCUCUCUCUCUCUCUCUCUCUCUCUCUCCCUCUCCCCCUCGCUCUAGACUCGAUUUCCGUAAUACUUAAACAAUAAUAUACUCGGCCCCGGGGCAGUGGACGUAACACGCGAAAAGUAUAAUAUACGCGCGUAUAUAACAGCGUGAUCGUCGACCCCCUACAAAUUGCGCGUCGGGCCCGCAACACGCUGUAUACAUCCACGUGCAUUUAGUAGGUAUAUACGAAAACAACUGCACAAUAAUAACAAUACCAUACAAACACAAUAAUUACUUUCACUUUGUCGCACGCGGUUCUUCUACCCGCAUUUUCACGGUUUGGUCACAGCAGCCAUAGCAGCCGUACGAGCGUGUGCUCCGCACUUGAUAGAACAAUUUUUGCUGUAUUCGUAACGUUUCGCGGGAUUUUAAUAAUCCGAAAAUACGGACGCGCCACAUGUCGACCGCCGGAUCCGCUUCCGUCGCGGGCUAUAAUAAUAAUAAUAAUAAUAAUAAUAACAGUAAUAAUAUUAUAGCCGAUGGCCAUUAAAGUGUGUCGGGCGCGCGCAACGAAGAUUAACCGAAUCAACGACGUCGACACCGCGCACAAAGACCCGCGGUAAAACGGCGGUCGCCACGCUCAUCUACGGCAGCCGCGGCCGAAACACAUUCGGUACGUACCGCGUCCGUAAUAAAAUUACAUAAAUUCAAUGCUGAUGAUGAUGAUAACAAUAAUAAUAAUAGCGCAUCCCUUUACCGUACACACCCCGAAAACGACGACGACGACGUCAACUUGGGUGGCCGGCAAAAAGUCAUCAUGAUGCCCCGCAUAUAACAAUGUAUUAUGUAUACAGUUUCGUAUUAUAAUGUUUGACGCGUGACGUAUAUAUCCGUGCGUAAUCACGUGUUCUUGUAUCGCAAUAAUGAUAUUUUAUACUUUCAAUCGAAAAUUUAAAUAAACAAACAAAAAAAAAGGCCAUAAUAUUUUUACUAAUACCUACAUUUCGUACGUUUUCCCGUUUUUCCUCAGUUUUUUCGCGGUUUUUCCCAUUUAUUGGCAAAACUCCUAAAAAAAAUCCAAAAAAACGGCCUCCUUAAAGUACCUCCCCGGUCCGAUUAACUUUCAGAAAAGGUGCUAUUAAAAUAAAAUAAAUCGAAUAAAUAAAAUCGGUGCAAAAUUGCUGGUAGAAAAGUUGUUCAUCAAAAAAAAAAAUACAAACACCAGUGUAAAACCAUGAAGUUUUUUCGUUCCACUCAGAAUCUAAAACAAUUACAUUUUUGUACAAUGUACAAACGAUUUACUAUUACAUGAAAAUAAUUCUCUUCCGUUCGAUACAUUAUAAUAUUACGAAACGUAAUAAUACUCGUAUCAUAUUCUAUUUAAAACGAAUUAUCGCAGGUUAUAUUCGCUUUGCGUUAACAAUAAACGACGACGGAGAACGAUUUCAUAUCGGCAAAAUAUUUUUGAUUAUAAUAUAAUACACAAUGGCCAAAUACCAUUUCAAACUAUACGAUGUAGUUGUCGAAAAAAAAACAUUUUAAAUUGCUUGAAAUAACUUCACCAAUUAAUUACGACAAUAUUAAUUACGUUUUUUACGCGAUAAAUGCGGCCAUAAAAAUGAUAAUAUGUUUAUAGAUUUAAUCUUUUUUUUUUUUUUACUGCUCACGGUAAUAAUAUUAUUACACGAUACGGACAAAAUUAAGCAUCAACAAAACUUUUUAAAAACUCUUGAUAAACAUAUAACAUUUAAAAAAACCGAUAAAACUUUUCACCGUGGGUACUAGGUAGAGUACUGUUUGUAGAUGGAAAACUUCGAAGGUACAGAAUACAGAGCAAUUUAGUGUACCUACAUACUGAAAACAACGAUAAAUCAUUGCAAGUCAUUAUUAGUCGUGACUUUUUCCCUUGUGCCAAUGUAACCCGAUAAUUAACAAAAAUUAAACUUAUAGAUCUUCAUUUAGUCUUCAGUUUUUUUUUUUUUUUUUAUUGAAAACUGUCAAAAACAUAGAAAAUCUUAUCAAACGAAGUAUUACCGGGCGUAAAACACUAGAUGGAAAUAUAUUAUGGUACAGUAUGAACAACUCGGAGCAUUUUUAUUAACGGACAAAUAUUUUCUGAAAAAAAAAACUUGAUAAAAAUGAUAAAAUGGUGUGUGGAUUGUUGAGAAUUUCAAAAUAUGUUUCGAAUAAGGGACUGUCGAUCGAAAAAUUCGCAUUCUUUUAAGAUGUUGCGUGAGAAAGUCUGAGCAUUUUACUCAUCAAACAAAUGUUUUGGUAAUGCGACUUUCGAAAAAACGAAACACGUCUUAGUCAAAUCAUUAGCUACACAAAAUCGAAUGUGAAUCUCUACCCGUUUUAACGUCUCUUUUCGUCGAAUUGUUUUUCGUUGCACCGCCGACUGUGGAAUAUAUUGUGUAUUAUAAUAUAGUACACAUAAGUAUGUAUAUAAAAAAAUCAUACAUAAUGAAUAAUGAAUAAUGAUAAUAUUCGGGCUGACCGAAAAGAUAAUUUAUAUUAUAACACACAUAGACAAUAGGAAUAUUAAACGCGAAUAAAUAUCGUCGUCGGCAAAGGGUGUUGCAGCAGAGUAAUAAUAACGGAUAUAUACGCAAUGCGCAGUCCGGAACGUGCCUGAAACGACAAAAGCCCGUGUUAUUAUAAUAUUGUAGAGUUUCUGCAGACUUUGUGUAUAAUAACGUUAUAAUAUUAUAGAAAUAUUCUGUGUGUAAUGGUCGCCUAAAGGACCACUAUAGUAGACUUCGCAGCAGUUUUCGCACCCAAUUAUAUAUUCGCCAGACCGAGUCCGAUUUACAUUCAGGCCACAACACCGCACCCUCUCGUAAUAUGCAUAUACACACACACACAUAUAUAUAUAUAUAUAUAUAUAUAAACAGCUCUCUUGUCUACUACACAAUAAUAAUAAUAAUAAUAAUAACAAAUAAAAAGCGUUCAAUUGGAACGGGCCUGUCUGACGGACACGAAAAGGCUCGCCGUUGUCGCCGUCGUCGUUUUCGCUAACGACCGUGUCGAGACUGCCUUCCUAGCUACCUAUAUAUAUAUAUAUAUAUAUGUAUACACUGUACCAACUGCUAACGCCGUUAAAGGACACAAAACAAUAAUCGUGUCCAGUACUCCAGUGAAGAUGCUACUCAAAAUAAUGAUUGGUCUGCCUUCCGC
Messenger RNA from Cinara cedri, 5239 nucleotides. The record is from the annotation of a GenBank genome assembly. NCBI's taxonomy places the organism in Eukaryota, Metazoa, Arthropoda, Insecta, Hemiptera, Aphididae.